Molecule: messenger RNA, 7136 nt
Organism: Morone saxatilis (striped sea-bass)
Lineage: Eukaryota; Metazoa; Chordata; Actinopteri; Moronidae
Gene: numa1
Product: nuclear mitotic apparatus protein 1
Exons: 26
Coding region: 422-6496 (2024 amino acids)
Biological process (GO): establishment of mitotic spindle orientation
Cellular component (GO): spindle pole; spindle microtubule; centrosome
Molecular function (GO): microtubule binding
Source: RefSeq, a predicted model, not a curated record
GGUUGCGAAGUGGCAGUCUGUCUGCGAUAACAUUAAAGGGCGUUUAAUCUGCUGCAACCUUCGCGAUGCUAAGACUAAAAACAUAAAGGAAAAAUAGAAAAUCUAACACUAAAAAAUGCAUUUAAACUUUAUUUCAGCGGCUCCUCCCCGCCUACCUCGAAACCGAGCACCCCGGUGGAGAUAUCGAGCGCAACGCUCAGUUGACGGCCGGCUUUUAAACCAAUCAGCUUCGCCCAUUUUCGUAUGCGUCGAUUCCUCAACCCUGAUUGGCUGAUUCAAUCUUGAGCAGCCCUUUUUAAAUUUUGUGGGACGAAAGGGUCGUACCCGUCUUCACAAAACCAAUUCAUAACCUUACGAUACAGAAAAAAGUGACGUUGGCUUUCCAGGUUUAAAAUCCCUUUGAAAUAAAGGGUCAGCCGAGAUGGCGAUGAACUUAGGUGUCAAGGCUCUUCUUUGCUGGGUUAACAGUAUCAAAUUGUCAGACCGAGAAAUAACAUUAACUAUUGACGAUUUACAAGAUGGGACAGUCUUACUGAAGAUUGUUUACAUGCUGAAAAAUGAAUCCAACUCCUGUUGCAUUAAUUCCAUCGAGGAUCGGUUUAAGAUCGUAGCAGACUUUGUGGAAAGGGAUUGCAGAUUCAGUGCAACCAAAGGCACUUCGUUGUCUUGGGACAACAUAGUAGAUGGCAUCAACCUAACAGUAGAAAUUGCAAAGGUGCUUUUGUUGCUCGUGUACCAAGACAUGAUGAAUCACCGCUGCACACUAAACACACUGGAAUGUGAAGUGGAGCGAGAGAUAGCGAACCUAACGAGUUCAUAUGUGAUGGAGAGCGAGGGCUCUGUUUAUUUGAAUCACAGCCUCGAUGCCUAUUUGGCAAGGAGACAUUUACCUGCCAACCGUGAAAUAUUUGAGGAACUAGCAACCACCUCUACAUCCAGUCUGUCGACCAUGUCCUCGCUGUCCGAUGGUGACUCCCCUGUCUUCAACCGCACACAGAAAAUCACAUUUUUGGAUAUGCAAACUGUGGCUUCUUCCUCAGUCAGCAAGUCUCCUCUGCAGGAUAUCAUGAACACACCUAAAUUUCAAUUGAGGAAGAUGCAGCGACAGAUGAUCAAGGAGAGAGACUACAGAGAUGGGUUGGAGAGGGAACUGGCCAGCAAGCUUGCUCUCAUUGCACAGAGAGAAACCCAUAUUAACCAGUUACAGUACCGCCUUGAUAAGCUGAAAGAAGAGCAAGGUGAUCAGGAGCAAGUUUUGAGGGAACAAAUCAAUGAGCUUGAGACCAAGAACAACACGCUACAAAUGCGUAUUCAUGAUAUGUUGAAGGAAAACAAAGACCUAAAGUGUAACUCCGCACUGAUGGAACGCAAAGUUUUAGAGUGUACAGAAGAAAAUGGUGUUCUUUCUUCCCAGAUGAGAGCAGUAUGUUCACAGCUGGCCAUCUUUGAGGCAGAAGUUGGCAGGCUGACAGAAACCCAAGCAUCUGCUCAGGAGGAGUGGAAAAGCAAAACAGACCACCUAGAGUCUGAACUCAACCAAACUACUGCUCAAAAGGAUCUACUGACUGAACAAAUUCAGAUCCUCCAGGGAAAGAUUUCAUGUUUGGAGGAGGAAAUAAGCAGGGCCUCUAAAGAAGAAGUAGGGGAGAAUAUGGGGCCUAUAAUGGAGAGAGAAAUGUAUGAGACUGAAAUCAAUGGACUGAAGAAUGAGCUGGAAAGCACAUUUUGCUCCCUGAAAAGGGCUGAGGUGGAGAUUCAGGCCAAAACACAGCAACUGGCAGAGUAUCAGGAAGAAAUAGCUCAACAGAAGGAUCUCCUAAAGCAACUGAAGUCCCAAAGUGAAGAAAUGAUUCAUGCCAAGGAUGAAAUUCUAAACAAGUUGCAAAGGGAGAUCAAUGAGCAGAGAGCAAUCCUUCAGCAAGAGAUCCAGGAUCUCAAACUUCAACUUGAGCAAGUUGAGCAUCAGAAAAUUGAGCAGAUGACCAGAUUACAACAGCAUAUUGCUGCUUGUGAACAAGAAGUUGAAAAACUAAAGGAAAUUAAGAAAGAGAAGGAAGACCUUCUCCACCAGACAGAAGAAAAAAUGAGAGAGCUUGAGACACAGUUAUCUGCUGCCAGUUCUCUAUUGGUUGAUAAAGAUCAACAAAUUAACAGUCUCAGAGAAGAAGUUGACAUUCUUACAGAUGAAACUAAAAGUGACAAAAAUGAAAUUCAAGCCAAAGAAGAAAUGCUUGCCAAAUUACUUCUGGAGAAGUCUAAUGAGCAAGAACAUUUUCAAAAUAAAAUCCAGACCAUGACAGUCCAAGUGGAAGACCUUAUCUCAUCUCUCAAACAGGCUGAGCAGGAAAUCCAAUUUAAGCAAGACCUAUUGGCUAAAACCCAACAAGACAAUACCCAACAAAGAGAGGUACUCCAACAGCAGAUUGUGACACAUGAAGAAGAGGUUCAGAAGUUAAACAAAGAGAUGGAGGUUAAAAAUGAGCAGCUUGUUAUUCUAAAGAAUGACAGCUCUCAACAGUCUGAAUUGCUCGAGCAAGAGAUUAAUGGUCUACAAGGCCAACUAGAAAGUCUGAUGGACACUCUCAGAAAAGCUGAGGAACAAGUUCGGGCUCAGAAGGUUAUUCUUACAGAGCAGGAGCAGGAAAGUGCUCAUCAGAAGGAGCUCCUGCAGCAACAACUGUCUGCUUCUGAGGAAAGGACGAGGAGCAUGAUGGAGGAGAUCCGGACUAAAGAGGAACAGAUUAACAUGUUGGAAAAACAAAGUUCAGAGCAGUCAGAAACAUUACAUCAAGAGAUCCAAGAUUUAAAGACACAGGUUGAGUCUCUUAGUUCUUCACUGAGGAAUGCUGAGGAGAAUUUGCAAUCCAAGGAAAAUCUAUUGGCUGAACAGCAUCUACAGAGCACUCAAGAUAUAGCGGCACUCCAUACGCAGAUGGUAGCAUCUCAAGAUGAGGUGAAGAGGCUAAAUACNGAGAUUCUUGCGAAGGAGGAGCAGUUAAUUCUUCUGAAGACAGAGACCUCUACACACUCUGAGUUGCUACAGCAAGAGAUUGAAAGUCUGAAUACACAAAUUAAAAGUAUGAGCAAAUCUCUUGAGAUUGCCCAAGAUCAGGUUCAAGCUAAAGAAGAUUUGAUGGCCAAGCAGGAGAAGGAGAGCACUAUGCAGAUUGAGGAACUUAGAAAGCACAGUGCAGUUCUUGAGGAGGACGUUAAUCGGCUCAGGGAGGAGAUCCAAACUAAAGAGGGAGAGGUAGACAUGUUAAAGGCUAAUAACCACAAAGAGUCAGAAGUGCUACAAAAUGAGAUCCAGACACUCGGGGACCAAGUACAAAGUUUGAGCGAAUCCCUGAAGACUACAGUAGAGCAGGUUCAGGCUAAAGAAAACCUGCUGACUCAAAAGGAAAUUGAGAUAUCUCAGGAAAAAGAGAAAUUUCAAAACUUGAUGACAUCCUCUGAAGGGGAGAUAAGCGAGCUGAAAGAGCAGAUUCAUGCUAAAGAGGACCAGCUGGUCACUCUAAAGAAAGAGGGCUCCAUACAUUCUAAUAUGCUACAGCAAGAUAUUGAAUGUCUAAAACACCAACUAGCUAAUAUGGUUGACUCUUUGACAAAGGCUGAGGAGAAGGUUCAGACUCAGCUAGUUAUGCUCACUGAACAGGAGCAGGAGAGAACUCAUCAGCAGGAGCUCCUGCAGCAACAACUGUCAGCUUCUGAGGAAGAGGUAAAGAAGAUGAAAGGGGAGAUCCAAGCUAAAGAGGAACAGAUGAUGCUGCUGAAGGCCGAGAGCUCAGAGCAGUUGGAUUCACUACAAAAAGAGAUCCAAAGUUUAAAGACACAGGUGGAGACUCUUAGCUCCUCAGUGAGGAAGUCUGAUGAAGAUAUGCAAUCCAAGGAAGAUCUGUUGGCUCAACAACAAAAACAAAAUACUCAACAGAGGGAGGCACUCCAGAGCCUACAGGAGAAAGUCAAACAAGUGGAGAUUCUUCAGGAAGAGAUUUCAUCACACAACGAAGAGAUUCAAAAGCUAAAAGAAUCUCAGGGUGAGAAAGACUGUCUCCUUCUCAAGGCUGAGGAGAAGCUUCAGAUCCUCCAGACUGAGUUGUCUGCUGUCAACACACACAUAGCUGAUAAGGACCAAAAUCUGAUCAAUCUCAGAGAGCAGGUCGCUGCUCAAGCUAACUUGGUUCAAAAAGCAAAGGAGGAAGCUGAAGCCAAUGAGAAGAUGUUGGCUGAGAUAAAGGAGGAGAGCUCCAAACAGACAGACGCUCUUCAACAAGAGAUCCAACGUUUGAAAGGGGAGUUGGAAACCAGUUCUUUUAAAGAGCAGAGGUUACUUGAAACUCAGCGGGAGUCUGCUCAGCAGAUAGAGCUCCUCCAGCAGCAGCUUGUCUCAGUAAAUGCAGAGACACAAGCUGCACAGGAGUUGCAGGUUGUUGCUUUUAGGGAAAAGGAGACUCUUGUUGGAGAAAAAGAAGAACUGAUGACCAGGAUUCUCCAGGCAGAAAAACAACUUGAAGCCAUGGUCUUUGAGAAGGAGAGACUUGUUCAUGCCAAGCAUGCCAUAGAGAGAGAGAACAUAGCCUCCCAUAAACUGGAAUCUGUGCUGCAACAGGAGUUGGAAAUGUUGAAAAUGGAGAAAGAAAAACUCUUGGAAGAGAGACAAAAGGCAGAAGAAAUUGAGAUUCUAAAGAGAGACCUUCAGGAACAGCUUUCAGCUAAAUCGGAGGCUGCAGAACACUACAAGGCACAGAUAGAGAAGGCAAUGAGUCAUUAUAAUAGCAAGAAGCAGCUUCUCCAGGAAAGCCAGGAGGAAGUGGCUGAACUCAAGCAUUCCCUUGAGGUUAAGGAGCGCGAGGCAAAGGCUAUUGCCAUGGAGAACCAGAUGCUUCAAUUGGAUUUGGACAAGGCCCAGACCAACGAGAAGAAACUUGUGGCUAUGGUGGCCAGUUUGGAGGCACAGCUGGCCUAUGCUGACCAAAACCUGCGGGCACAGAAUAGGAUUCAUGGUAAUGAAAGAAGUGGAAGAGAUUCGUGUUACUUGGAGGUUCCCAACACACACACAAGUGUUCAGACUAGAGCACAAGUGAAGAGAACUAUGAGCUUUGACAGCCUGGAUCAGAGCUCUCUGGAAGACUCCCUGAACACCACAAGGAAACUUUCAGCACCUGAUGAAUCGAGCACACCGCUUGUUCGCAGUUCGGAACGCUUGGCAGCCAAACGCCGUGGUCCACAUACAGAGUCAUUGGAAACCCUUUACUUUACACCUAUAAGCAACAAACAGAACAACAGGACCAGUACGGAGCACCAAACUGAGCUGGAUUCAACCCGGAAAAAUCCAACUUCAUCUGUCAAACGACGCAGGACCACGCAGGUUAUUAACAUCACCAUGACCAAGAAAACCCCAGGCGGAGGUGAAGAAGAUGAGACUUUCUACAGUCUGGCCUCAGCUCGCUCCCAUCCAAACCUCUCCAAAGCCCACUCUGCGCGACCUGUGUCUGUGGAGCUGCCUGACAAACCUGCCAGAAUGACUGGCACUACCAGUGACCAGCUCAUCGGUCUUCCAGGGUACAGACGGAGCACAAUCCAUUUACAGCCUACUAGUACAUUCUGCGUUGGGACAGAGAACGAGCCAGACGGUGCACCUGAUGACUGGUUGAGGAUUGCUGAGCUGCAGGCCAGGAACAAGGCCUGCCUUCCUCAUCUGAAGAGCAGCUACCCUGUGGAGUCUGAUACUGGCCGUAGCAGCACGUUCCUUUUCACAGACGAAGAACUCCGUAUGGGCGACCCCUCUGACACAAUCCGUCGCGCGUCGGUGAUGCCUGGCCAGCUCCAAGAAUCUCUCGCCUCCCGUCGGCACUCCCUCAUGAUAGGACACACAGGUGCCGCAGCCAGUACUCUUUCUCAUCGUCUGUCCUUGAUGCCGGGCCAGCUGCCAUCAAAAGUUGUCAGCUCCUCUCAGCUGAGGAGCCCAAAAGGCUCAAAGCGGUCUUCAUCUACGUUGUCCGUUCAUCAGACUUCGCCUGAGAAAAAGGUGAGGGCCAGCUGCUUCCCUCGUCCACUCACUCCCAAAAACAAGAAUGUGAUCAGUGGAUCUUCCAGCUCUCAGCAUCACACUGCUCUCACCCCAGCUGACCGGAAGCAGUCUAUGGUGUUCACUAUUGACAACACACCUAAAAACAGCAACUACCUAAGGAAAGGGCUGAACAAACUACGUAGCUCCACCCGAAAAUCUCCAGGCAAAAGUUCAAAGAAGUCGCCUGCUCAGACAUCUGCACGUACCAAGUGCCAUGAAAACAUGCCUCUGGGGAAUUCUCGUGCUGGGGUGGGACGAGCAGGCAGAACUGGCAGCGUUAAGUCACCCCAGGUGGCAACUAAAGGACAGAGGAAGUCUCCACGAGGCACCAGCAGGACUACAAACUCUUCUGGACUAACUGCCAGUGCUCGCAAGAAUUGUGUGUCUGUAAAGACGGGAAAUCUUCCUGGAAGUCAAAGAAGAUGAUGAGGAUGAAGUUGUGAAGAGGCUGGUUCUCAUCUCUCUGCACUUCUGCUACUUUACAGUUUCCUUUUCCAAAAAUUUCAUUUUUAUAUUUUUGUUGUCCUUCUGGACAAAGACUUUUACAAUCAUCUCCCUUAAUUUCUUUAUCUUCUUAAUAUUGUCAUAUGUUUGGUAAUAAAAACAUUUAAAUUAAACAUUGUGGGAAAGCCUCAUAAUUGAGCCCUUUAACCAGUUCUCAGAGUUGAGUCUGUGACUCUGAUGAUGUCAAGGAUGAUGCAGGUAAUCUUGGGAGAGAGGUUCAUAUUUUAAUACAUCAUAAUAUUCAGAAAACAUCGUAGUAACUUGUGUACUAUCCCACAGCUGGUUCUAUGAAUUAAUGAUUUAUGGUUUACUGCUGGUUGAAGAUGAGGUCACAGCCAUUUUGCUCUGUGACAGACUCCGCAUUGGUUUAAAGGACCUUUUUGUAAGAUUUAGUGGCAUCUAGUGGUGAGAUCAUAACCAACUGAAACCCGGUAACUCAACCAGGUGUGAAAAUAUGGUGGACAGCAAAAAUGUGAUUCUUACUUUCAGGUGAUUAUACACUAAUGAAAACUUUAUGGAUAUUAUGUCUGCAAAUAGAUCCUCCUAAAUGUUACACACUGGA